Messenger RNA from Rubroshorea leprosula, 1734 nucleotides. NCBI's taxonomy places the organism in Eukaryota, Viridiplantae, Streptophyta, Magnoliopsida, Malvales, Dipterocarpaceae. The record is from the annotation of a GenBank genome assembly.
CACUUGCAGAAGCAGAACCAAGCAAAGAAACAAAUAAUUGUAAUAUAAACUUGGUUCAAUACAAAAAAAAAAAAAUAGAAACAGAGGCUUGCUUGCAGAAGCAGAACCAAGCAAAGAAAAAAAAAUUGUAAUAUAAAUUUGCUUCAAUACAGAAAAAAAAAAUAGAAACAGAGGCGCACUUGCAGAAGCAAAACCAAGCAAAGAAAAAAAAAUUGUAAUAUAAACUUGCUUCAAUACCAAUAAAAAAAAAGAAAAAAAAAACAGAGGCGCACAAAAAAAAAUUGCAACAUGCUUUCAUGUCUUUCUAUUUCUAAUUCCAACUUUUUGUUCUGGUGUCAAAAAAGAGGAAAAAAGAAAAAAGAGAGAGACGGCACUGGCAGAAGUAGAACCAAGCCAAAAAUAUAUAUAUAUAUAAAAUGCUUAAUCGCUGUCCAGUAAAAUCAGUGCUUACUUGAAAGAUUACCUGAAAUUGGAGAUGAUAUGGUGUACAGAUCAGUGAUCAAUCGCAGUCCAGUAACUCCAGUUACAGGAGGUGUGAAAGGGUAAGCUCUGUGAGAGUUGUCUUGCAUUCUUGCUAUGACCGAUGGGGACUAAGAGGAGACCAGAUGUUGUGCAAAGUGUAGAGGAGAGUCGAGAGGAGAGUUGGGAGGAGAAAAGUCGGAGGAGAGUUGAGAGGAGAGUCGGGAGGAGAAGAGUCGGAAGACCAAACAUGCACAGGACGAGACCAGAGGCGAUGAGUUUUUUUAGCUUUUAGGGUUUUCUUUCUUUAAUUUAUAAAUAGAAAAGUUGGAAAGACAUAAUUAACCUUAAAAAUUUUUAACUUCAACUUUAGAUAUGGGGUUAACACGCUAUCCGCUAUUUGUAUUGCGGCCGCUAUUAGCGGUAAUAGCGGCCGCUAUUAGCGGUAAUAGCAGCCGCUAUUGAAGAAAUGCUACACUAUGAAAAUUUGUCAUAGCGGCUGUAGCUGGCCGCUACGCUAUGCCGCUAUAGCAGCCGCUAUGGCCGCUAUUGACAACACUGGGGUGAACUUGUUUGGCUAUAAAGAUAUCUGCCAUAUUGAGGAGUCAAAAUGCCUUACGAACUAAUCCAUGCUUUUACAGGACAAUGAAUUGAAAUUUAUAUUAAAAUAGGAAUACAAGUUAUUUAUUUCUACUUCUCAGCAAGAGCCAAACAUGCAAUUCUAGAUACCUAGAUAGAUUCAGAGCCUCUGUUCAUAUGGUUAGACAUUGACAACAAUAUUUAAGUUCUGGAAUGCUAUUCUUGGCUCUCUCGUAAAGAGAUCUGGGAAGACUAAUUGAUAUCUAUCUGAGAUAUGCUUUAACAUUCUAGGGCAUUGUUCUCAAAGAUUGUUAGUGGUGUAUUAGCAUACAGGCAAUAUGCAGGAUUCUAGAUUACAAGAUGAGAACAAGUGAUGAAUCAUUGUAAGAUAGAAGAAAUUGAACAUGGGAACUUGCUAAAGUAAAUAAGUCUAUUAAAAGUAACUGGUUAUGGACGGCAAGUCUUUGGGUGGAUCCUUCCCAUGUGGAUGAGAUCAUGAGAAUUAUUAAAGUGCCUUUGAGUUGUUACUACCUUGCUUAUGAGUGUCACUGUGAGCCUUUAACUAUCUUCUCUAACCUUGAUUUUCUUAGUUCAGUCCAGAAGGCUGUAGGCCGUGGCUAGCCAUUGGGUCACUGUAUAGCACCUGGUGUUUUUAUUUCCUGCAAAAAAAUACCAAAAUAAAACAGAAAAAUCUAA